Diachasma alloeum is the source of this 1581-nucleotide messenger RNA. RefSeq names its product lipid storage droplets surface-binding protein 2. Gene Ontology annotation, cellular component: lipid droplet; cytosol. The record is from RefSeq and is a predicted model, not a curated record. NCBI's taxonomy places the organism in Eukaryota, Metazoa, Arthropoda, Insecta, Hymenoptera, Braconidae. Bases 282 to 1121 code for a protein of 279 amino acids. Gene Ontology annotation, biological process: lipid storage; positive regulation of triglyceride storage. The transcript has 4 exons.
AGAGCCUCACGUCGGCGCAAUCCCUUCCCUUCCUCGUGUCAAAUAACGCAUUACAUCGCCGGCUCAGUGUCGCACAUUAGUUCCAUUCGUUGUGUUAACUUUCGAUACGAUAGCACCGAGACAUCUCUCAUCCGGCUGCACUGCAUUUCACUAUUCCUCGUCUGUUCAUCGUAAAAGAUUUUGAGAUAGCGAGUGAUAAUUUCGACUGAAGCGAAAAACUCUUCCGUUGGAUUUACGUUAAGAAGAACUGAAAAGUUGUCUCUCCAUCAAAAACGGAAAAAAUGGCAGCAGCUCAGGUAUCAUUUCCGCAGAUUGAGGUGUUCAAUCGUGUACUCGGAUUACCGGUUGUGGAGCAAGCAAUAGCUGUAUCAGCGUCGACUUAUUCACGCGUUAAAGACUCGAAUCAGCUUCUUCACUGGGUACUAUCAACAGCUGAAAAUUCAAUUAGCGAUGCUACGAGACGGGCAGCGCCCUUUGCAGCUCCAAUUGCCAUGAAGUUCGAGACACCAAUUCACUUUGUUGAUGAUAAAUUGUGCAGGGGUCUCGAGAAAAUACAGGAGAAGGUGCCGAUUGUCAAUGAGACCCCCGAACAUAUAUUGGAGAAAGGCUAUAUGUUCGCCUUACAAACAGUGCAGCCAGCGGUGUCGAGGAUCUCAUACGCCAAUGCCCUGAUAAUCUCCCAGGCAAACUCCCUCAAAGAAUUGAGCUGGAACAAAGCUAAUCAAAUAUUGGGUAGUUACUACGGCACAGUAGCAGUCCAUCGACUGGACAGUACUGCAUCGGUAGUGGAUAAACUCAUCGACAGAUACUUUCCACCGACUGGAGCGGAGAUCGUCGAAGAGCCCGCGUCAGCCGAGGAGGAUGCCCUCCUCCACACCCUCCAGACAGUUGGAAGACUGUCGAAUAAAGCGGCACGUCGAGUCUACGGCAACGUUGUCUACAAUCUUCGUACCAUUAACAAAGACAAAGUGAGAACAUACAUCAACAAUGUUGUCGAAUUUCUGCAAAUUGCCCGGUACCUCCACGCUGUGAACGAGAAAGUGCAUCAGUUCACUACUCCCAUGAAGGAUUCAUCCCAGAAGAAAUUGUCAGAGUCCAACGGCCACGCCAAGGGCGACUAGAGACACCCUUCCAUUCAUCGACAAGAAAGAUUCAUUUUUACUAUGAAAAGGAAUCAUGUGAUGAAAGUUAUCAUUGUUUCAUACUUUUAUAGUUCUGUUUGUACGUUAUGUAUAGUUCAUAUCAAUUCAAAUUGUAAAUUGGAGGAAAACAGAAAAAGAUUAGUCACUCUUUUCUGAAAAUUGUUAUGAGAAUUUGUUGUGAAAAUUGAUUAUUGAUUUGAAAAAUUGUUUGUUGAUGUUUAGUAUUGCCUCGUACGAGAUCAAUUAAUACAAUUGUAAAUUGAAAAAAAUGAAAAAAGACUAAUCACUCUUUUUUUAAAGAUGGUCGUGAUUUUUUUUGAAAAUUGAUCAUUGAUUUGGGAAAUUGACUGUUCGAUUCUAACGCAUGCGUUCACCUAGAUGUUUAGUAUUAUUUUGUAUGAGAUUGUAAAUUAAUAAUAAAGAUAUACUGAUGUCAUAA